ACUACUAUUUCAAGAACAAAAAAAUCUCGACUUUGUAAAAGAAUUUGAUCCACACUAUAGUAUACUCCACCAUGCAAAGGCAUGGUUCAUCCAUCUCCUCCAACCUCCAAAAAAAAACCCACUCCUAAUUGACUAAUAACCUCUCACCACCUGUCCCUUUAGACUUGUAAUAGUACCAUCAUUUUUUUUUUAUAUUUAUUUACAACAAUUAUGAUAAAAUAGUAGAUCAAAAAGCAAAAAAACUCAAAACAAAAACAAAGUAGGUUCUGAAAAGGAAACGAUUUUCACCAUUUUUGGAAGGAUUUGUAGCAGACUAUAACUUGAUCUUCUGCUACUUCUUUCAUCUUUUAUGAUCCAACACGACAAAACUCUUCCUUCAACACCCUUCUCUCUCUUCUCACACUAACUCACACACACACACAAAAAAAAAAAAAUCUUUCUUUCAUCAAAUUUAUUGGGUUUUUUUUGUCGUUUUUUGUUGGGUUAGGUUUUGAUUUAUCAUAUUUCAUAAAUAAAUCAGUAUUGUGUAAGAAGAUCGUUCAUUCUUGCUCCCUAAAAUCAGUAAUUAGGUAGGCGGAUUUUUCAAAGGAGAGAGAAAAAGAAGAGUUGUUGAAGAAGAGAAGAAGAAGAAAUGGCAGUGGUUGAAAAUGGUGUUGUUAAUGGAGAUUUUGAUGUUGAAAAUGGGUCAGUCAAUCGAAGCUCUGAAAUCAGUAGGUCGGAUGAAAAUGGUAUCAACAACAGCAACAACAACAACAUGAACAACUUGGUGAUGCAGAUGAAAGACUGCAAUAUCAACAACAACAAUAAUAACAAUAACGAGAAUAAUAAUAAUAACAAUAACAAUAAUCAUAACAAAGAAAUGAUGGAAUUUGAGGAAAUGUUGUUUAAGCUAAACCCAUCUGCUCAAGAAUUUGUUCCUCCAUCACUUCUCACUAAUCCAACUCAUUUUCGUCGCGCUUUUGUGCCCAAUUUUAUUCCAUCUAUGGAUGAUCCUUCUUCCCCCUUCAGAGUUUUCCCUAAUCACCAAAAUCAAAAUUUCAAUCUCAGAAAGAAUGGUAAUUAUGGUCAAGGGAAAAGAAGGAUGAAUAACAGAACAGGGAUGGCACAAAGGGAAGAAGUUAUCAGAAGAACUGUUUAUGUGUCUGAUAUUGACCAACAGGUGACUGAGGAGCAGCUAGCAUCUCUUUUCAUCAAUUAUGGGCAGGUGGUUGAUUGCCGUGUCUGUGGUGACCCGAAUUCCGUCCUUCGUUUCGCAUUUGUUGAGUUUACUGAUUCGGAAGGUGCACAAGCUGCAUUGAAUCUGUCUGGAACUAUGCUUGGGUUUUAUCCUAUCAAAGUUCUGCCUUCGAAGACUGCCAUUGCUCCUGUUAACCCCACUUUUUUGCCUCAGAAUGACGACGAGCGAGAAAUGUGUGCGAGAACUGUUUACUGCACUAACAUUGACAAGAAGGUUUCUCAAGCUGAAAUCAAACUAUUUUUCGAGUCUGUGUGUGGAGAGGUUCAUCGCUUGAGGAUGCUUGGGGAUCAUCACCAUUCUACUCGUAUUGCCUUUGUUGAGUUUGUGAUGGCUGAAAGUGCUAUUGCUGCUCUUAACUGCAGUGGCGUGAUUUUGGGAUCUUCAGCAAUAAGGGUGAGCCCAUCCAAGACACCAGUUCGCCCUCGUGCUCCGAAGAAACCUAUGCACUAAUUCAUCUAUACUAUUCUAAGGAACAGGAGGAGUGGUUUUUGUAUAUUUUGGACAUAGAUGGCUAUAUGUAAAGAUGCUAUACUCUACUUCUGGUGUUUCUGCCUUUCUGAGCCUGAAUCUUUGUUAUCAGGAAGUAUCAUUUCAUUCUGGGUCUGCUUUAAUGGCAUAUAUAGAGUUGGAUGGAACUUUGAGGAUCUUGCAAGGUUGUAUAUGAUGCACAGCAGAAUGAAGGUGCAGCUGUUUUUGACUUAACAAUACCACUACUUAUAACUUAACCAUGGUUUACCCGUUGUGGUAGCAGUUAUUGAGGAUAUUUUUCUCUA
Beta vulgaris subsp. vulgaris (sugar beet) is the source of this 2010-nucleotide messenger RNA. Its product is annotated as polyadenylate-binding protein-interacting protein 12. Gene Ontology annotation, molecular function: RNA binding. The transcript has 11 exons. The coding region runs from base 632 to 1687 and encodes 351 amino acids. The record is from RefSeq and is a predicted model, not a curated record. Lineage: Eukaryota; Viridiplantae; Streptophyta; Magnoliopsida; Caryophyllales; Amaranthaceae.